Passer montanus (Eurasian tree sparrow) is the source of this 2006-nucleotide messenger RNA. It is a transcript of the gene HMBOX1, whose product is annotated as homeobox containing 1. The record is from RefSeq and is a predicted model, not a curated record. Gene Ontology annotation, molecular function: double-stranded telomeric DNA binding. The transcript has 11 exons. NCBI's taxonomy places the organism in Eukaryota, Metazoa, Chordata, Aves, Passeriformes, Passeridae. Bases 341 to 1708 code for a protein of 455 amino acids. Gene Ontology annotation, biological process: positive regulation of DNA-templated transcription. Gene Ontology annotation, cellular component: nucleus.
GACAAAGACAGUCGGUCUGGUGUGAUUGAGCCAAAAAAAAAAAAAGCCCAAAAAAAAAAGAGAGGGAGCGGGCGAGGAGGAGGGAGCGGCAGGAGGAGCGCCGGGCGGGGAGGGGGCUGUGUCCUCGGGGGGCGUGGGGGGGCUGAGGGAUUUCCUCCCCCCUAUUGUUCUCGUCCCUCCGCGCCCCCCGUUAAUCUCCCCUCAAUCUGGGGCGGGGGCGGGCGGGGGGGCCCCCCCAGUCCCNACCGCCGGGAGUCGCGCCGAGCCGGAGAGCGGGAUAAUGGUGAAUAACACUGAAGACCCUCAAGAGGCUUUGUAACGUCCCAUCCUCAUGUAAAGUAUGCUCAGAACUUUUCCAGUAGUCCUGCUGGAAACCAUGUCUCACUACACAGACGAGCCAAGAUUCACCAUAGAGCAGAUCGACCUCCUGCAGCGCCUGAGACGCACGGGAAUGACCAGGCAUGAGAUCCUGCACGCCCUGGAAACCUUGGACCGUCUGGACCAAGAGCACAGCGACAAAUUCGGGAGAAGGUCUGGCUACGGAGGCGGCUCCUACGGCAACAGCACCAACAACGUGCCGGCGUCUUCCUCGACGGCCACGGCUUCCACGCAGACGCAGCACUCUGGGAUGUCCCCGUCCCCGAGCAACAGUUACGACACCUCCCCACAGCCUUGCACUACGAAUCAGAACGGGAGGGAGAGUAACGAGAGGUUGUCCGCCUUCAACGGGAAGAUGUCGCCCACCCGCUACCCCCUGGCCAACAGCCUGGCCCAGAGGUCCUACAGCUUCGAGGCUUCCGAGGAGGACUUGGACAUCGACGACAAGGUGGAGGAGCUGAUGAGGAGGGACAGCAGUGUGAUCAAGGAGGAAAUCAAAGCCUUCCUCGCCAACCGGAGGAUUUCCCAAGCAGUUGUUGCACAGGUAACAGGUAUCAGUCAGAGCCGGAUCUCCCAUUGGCUGUUGCAGCAGGGGUCAGACCUGAGUGAACAGAAGAAAAGGGCAUUUUACAGAUGGUACCAGCUUGAGAAGACAAAUCCUGGGGCUACACUAAGCAUGAGACCCGCUCCCAUCCCAAUAGAAGAGCCAGAAUGGAGACAGACGCCUCCCCCAGUCACAGCUACCUCUGGGACCUUCAGACUACGGCGAGGCAGUCGCUUCACGUGGAGAAAGGAGUGCCUGGCUGUUAUGGAGAGUUACUUCAAUGAGAAUCAAUAUCCCGACGAGGCAAAGAGAGAAGAAAUUGCCAACGCCUGUAAUGCAGUUAUACAAAAACCAGGAAAAAAAUUGUCGGAUUUGGAGCGAGUCACCUCCCUCAAAGUGUACAACUGGUUUGCCAACAGGAGGAAGGAGAUCAAGAGAAGAGCCAAUAUCGAAGCAGCAAUCCUGGAGAGCCAUGGAAUAGAUGUACAGAGUCCUGGAGGUCACUCCAACAGCGACGACGUGGACGGCAACGACUACUCAGAGCAGGACACUUGGCAAGUACGCAACGGGGAGGAGGAGGGACGAUGUUCUGAAGGAGGCAGAGAAGCAGAGAAGGUAGAAGAAGACAGGAGGAUCUGCUCCAAACAAGAUGACAGCACUAGCCAUAGUGACCACCAAGACCCCAUUUCCUUAGCCGUGGAGAUGGCAGCAGUCAACCACACCAUCCUGGCGCUGGCCCGGCAAGGAGCCAACGAGAUCAAGACAGAGGCUCUGGACGACGACUGAUGCCAAGAGAGGGGAGGGUCAAAGCAAGAAGUAACUUAGUUUUAGACGUAGCACCUUAGCAGACUUUCCUCGGUCCUUAAUAUGUGUUCUUACAGUAUAACUUUGCAGUUUCUUGUACGUCAGUUAGCUGUUAGGGUCUUGUUCUGUGAAGAUGGCAUGGUGCCCUCAGCCUUUGCAUAUACUCUCUCAGUAUUAAUUCCCAAUAAAUAAUCAAUCAACCAACCAACCUCCCUCUCCCGGCCCCCAGUGGCUAGAAAGGUAAAAUCAAAAAAAAAAAAAAAAAAAAAGGAAAAAAAAA